Orbilia oligospora ATCC 24927 is the source of this 1488-nucleotide messenger RNA. RefSeq lists its product as uncharacterized. Bases 1 to 1488 code for a protein of 495 amino acids. The record is from RefSeq and is a predicted model, not a curated record. Gene Ontology annotation, molecular function: UDP-glycosyltransferase activity. NCBI's taxonomy places the organism in Eukaryota, Fungi, Ascomycota, Orbiliomycetes, Orbiliales, Orbiliaceae. The transcript is spliced from 3 exons.
AUGCCGAACCAUCGCCCAUCGAUAUUGUUCCUAACCCAUCCGGAGCUUGGUCAGGCGAAUGUCCACCUCGCGACACUUUACGAACUUCUUCUUACAAGAAAGUACGACCUUCAUGUCGCGAGUUUCCAAGAUAAAAACCUCGACAAGUCAUUGAACUUCAUCGUCGACUUCGCACAUGAGAAUACCACCUCUUCAGUAGUUGCCAAUGGAUCCGCUAACUCAAAGGAAACCGUUAAACGCCACACUGUCGUGGGAGUAUCGAUGCAAGUCAUCCAUCCGGACCCUCGAACUCAAGCCCACUCUCCACGGUUCAAGACAUUCCGAAAGCACUUCAAACCGACGUUCGACGAGCUUUUGAACCACCAGGAAGCAGAUGGCUAUGCAGACAGCGUACAGAGUGUGGUCGAAAUCAUUAAGGACGUCCGACCUGCUGUUGCAGUUGUUGAUAGUCUAUUUUGGCAAGGGUUUGAUGCAGUAAGGUUGACAAAACAACCUUAUGUUGUCCUGUGGCCCAAUUUCUUGAAGGAAUGCGUCGGUGGAAUGAUGCCAAAGGUUAAGACUAUGUGGAAGGUUCCAGUUUCCGGCACAGGAUAUUCAUACCCAGUUCCUCUACACCUCAAGCCGGCGAAUAUAUAUAUCUUCUUCACCUUCUUCGCCGCCAUCAAAAACUCGUCGAAACGAAAAGCUAUUGAUAAGCGACGAAAGGCAAUGGGCCUUAAAGGACCCCAUCCAAUCCUCGACCUAGAAGGAGCUCCCCAAAUCACACCUUGUCUUCCAGAAAUCGAUUAUCCCUUCAAAUUCAACGACGAAAUAAUAACCAACUGCGGUCCUAUUAUCUUCCCGUCGAGCAUCAAACCCGACGAUCCGCUUCUAGUCUGGAUCAAACGGGCGCCUACAGUUUUAAUCAACCUUGGCACACAUUGUAAUUUCUAUGAAAAGCAUGCAACAGAGGUAUUACAGGGUAUACGCACAGUUAUCGACAAGUUGCCGAACGUUCAGAUUUUAUGGAAGUGGAAGGAAGUUGAAAGCCAUGCAGAGUUGGUAGAGAAGUUCUUCGGAAAAGAAGAGAGUAGAGUCAAGAUCGUUAGGUGGCUCGAGAACUCGCCGAUGGACUUGUUGAACACAGGUGACAUUGUCUGCAAUGUACAUCAUGGAGGUGCAAAUUCGUUCUAUGAGGCUCUAUGGGCGGGAGUACCCCAUGUCAUCUUACCCAAAUGGUUUGACAACUACGAUAUGGCCGCUCGUGCCGAAUGGCUUGGUGUAGGUGUUUGGGCCUCAAGAAAGACAGCGCCAGAUGAGAAUGCAGAAGAACUAGCCGCAGGAAUAUUAACCGUUCUUGAGGAUAGUCCACGGGCGACUAGUAUCAAGGAGAAGUGUGCAAAAUAUGCAACAAUCACCCAAGCUUCCGGAGGUAGGAAGCAAGCGGCAGAUAAGAUUGGAGAAUAUGCGAGACUGUAUGAGGUUAAAGACUCUACAGAAAACUUAUAA